This is a messenger RNA of Epinephelus moara (kelp grouper), 1242 nucleotides long. It is a transcript of the gene mrpl39, whose product is annotated as mitochondrial ribosomal protein L39. The record is from RefSeq and is a predicted model, not a curated record. Gene Ontology annotation, molecular function: RNA binding; nucleotide binding. The coding region runs from base 141 to 1163 and encodes 340 amino acids. Gene Ontology annotation, cellular component: mitochondrion. The transcript is spliced from 10 exons. Lineage: Eukaryota; Metazoa; Chordata; Actinopteri; Perciformes; Serranidae.
UACCCGGACGUCAAUAAUCGUUGCACACUACACAGGCAUGGCGUCCUUCACUCAGAGGCACAAGUGACACAUUUAUCGUUCACGUCUUGGUAUCUUUUUUAUGAUUUUAAUUUUAUGUAGCUGUUGGAAUAGUCAACAAAAUGGCGACCAGGACCGUGUGUCAAAUUCUGCAGCGCCGCUUUGCAUCCGCUGCAGCGGCUGCGCGGCCGCCAGCUGCUGAGGUCCGCAGCCAGCGCAGUGCCCUCUUCUCCAGAGAGCAGGCGAGGCAGAGAUCUCUCUACCCCCGCAUUGAGAAGAUAGAGGUGUCCAUGCAGGGCCCGGGGCUGGACGGUACCCUGCUCAUCAUGAACAAAGGAAUGUCCACUCCACUGAGCUGUGCUAGACAUCUGACGGAGCAUCACGCGACCAACUCAGCUCUGGCUCUGGUGGACGGGGAGCCCUGGUCUCUCCACCAGCCCCUCACCCACUCCUGCUCACUCACCCUGCUCACAUUUAAAGACAGCGAUCCAACACUGGUCAACCAGGCCUACUGGCGUUCCUGUGCUGCCUUGCUCGGCCAGGUGCUGGAGACCGCGUUCAAAGACGACUUUACUGUGGAGCUGCUGAGCACACCAGAAGUGCCAGUCAUUUCAGGAGCUUUCUGCUGCGAUGUGGUGCUUGACCCUCAGCUGGAUUCAUGGAUUCCCUCUGAGGAGACGUUGCGGUCUCUGACCCGAGGGGCCCAGCAGCUGAUCCACCAGGACCUGGCCUGGGAGCCUCUGGAGGUGGCGCCCUCUGUGGCGCUGGAGGUCUUCUCACACAGCAGGUUCAAACAGGAGGAUGUGGAACAAAAGGCGGCGCAGAAUCCCAAAGGCAAAGUGAUGCUCCACAGAUGUGGUGACCAUGUGCUCUUGAGCGCGGGCCCCCUGGUGGCCAGGACAGGCCUGUGCUCCCAGUACGAGGUCACAGCCCUCCACAGCCUGGGAGAGGGACACUGGGGCCUCCACCGUCGAGCGCAGGGCCUCUCCCUUCCUCUGCAGCUGCAGGCUCACCACACAGUCUGGAGGAAACUGAGGCAGCGGGCAGAGAAACUGGUUGAGGUCCCGCGACCUGAAGAAGCGACUCCACCUGCUCCUCCUGUAUCAACUCCACCGUCCGACCAGCCAGUAACGACCUCUGCGUAACCUUCCACACACACAUACACACCUUCACAUGUAUCUGAUGUAAUAUUUGUUCAAUAAAUGUGUAAAAAUACGAGACAAA